AUGAAGGGUCUGACUCUGGAGAUAACCGGACCUACGCUCAAGGACUUGAGGCUGAAGACGGACAGCAGUUAUGAGGACGUGAGCCGAGCUAUAUCUGGGCGAAGUGUGGGAUUCUUUAUCGGGGCGGCCAUUGGUGGGGUUUUGGUGGACAAGCUGCAUCCAUUCUGUAACCUCAUGAUCGCGAUAUGUCUGGACGGAAUAGCUGUGGUAACAACAAUCGCCCCGUAUAUGACGAGUGUGAACGUUAUAUGGGCCCUGUUUGUCCUUGCUGGGACUUUUGAAGGCGUUAUCAAUAUUUCGGGACAAAAGUUGAUUCUGGACAUGUGGCUAGACAAAGCCUCAUCACCAAUGCACGCUCUUCAUUUGGGUUUCGGUAUUGGAUCGUUCAUCGUACCGGAAAUAGCUAACCCUUUCCUGGCUGUGCCUGCGCCGACACUCAGCACAUCCGGUGUUAACGCAACUGUGAACAUGACAUCGACACUGCAGACUUCAACAACGACCGGACCACUCUCAACGACAAUAGAAUACGUAAAAGAUUCCAGAAUCGAAUGGGCGUAUCUAAUUGUCGCCUGCAUAUCUGUAAUAGUAUCAUUUGCGUUCUAUUUUUAUCAAUAUAACGAUCGCAGAAAACCAACAAAUUUUAGUGAAGAUGUAAAUAUGAAAAUUUCGGACAAAGAAAUCGAAAGCCAUGCAAAUGCUUCAGACGGCAAUGCCACUCAAACGAAAUCUUUCAUUGGUACAUUGAAAUCCUUUGUGAAGAUAGCUAACCCUGGAAGUUGUACUGGCGGACGGAAGAUGUACGGAGUGGUCAUUUUUAUGUUUCUCUUUUUGUACUUCUUCACUGCAGUAGGCGGCGAACGUAUCUACGGCAAAUUCCUACGAACCUUUGCCAUUGAUGAGUUGAACUUUGAUGGCGAUGACGCAACGCUUCUUAACACGGCUUUCUGGAUCAGUUUUUCGUGUGGCAGGUUCACCGGUUUCGUAACAGCUCGGUGGAUACCGAUUCGUACUUUGAUGAUCAUUGAAGCAUGCGGAUGUCUAGUAUCUGCUGUUCUCCUGAAUGUAUUUGCCUACAAUGACUCAACUCUGCUCUGGGUGUUUUCAAUGCCGAUGGGUUUCUUCAUUGCGCCAUUGUUUCCUACCGGUAUUGCUUGGGGAGACUUCCAUGUAGAAAUGACAGGGAUGGCCAUCACGUUUUGCCUCCUAGGUGGCGCUCUCGGAGGGAUGUCGUACAUGUGGAUCAUAGGAUAUCUAUAUGAUAACUACGGUUACCGUACAUUUAUAUACCUCACUGGGGGAUUUGGAGCUUGUAUUGUUCUUUUUGCGUUCAUUCUGCUCUUCAUAGGAUGUGGCCAAGGAAACAGGUUUGCGAAAAAUGAAGAAUUUUCGGAAGAUGUCAUCGAGAAAGAAAUCGAGAACACCAAAAUAUAGACAAAUCAUAUAUAACAUAUAUUCUUUCGUAAAUAAAUUUGAUACAUACGAUUUUCAAACUCAGAGGAAAUAAAUCAUAAAUUAUAUUAGACAGAUCAUUUAUAAAUAUUGAACAACGUAGGUCUAAGACUUGAAUGAAUGACAAUUGCACCAAUCGAAAACCAUUGUUUCAUAUUCUGCCACAUCCCUGAUCAGGGCAGACUCUUCGUGACAUAUCAUAAAUGCUAACUUUGUGCUUCAAUGAUUCGUGAUAACGAUUUUAUUUCUGCGAAAAUGCCACCUGCGAAACAAACGGGACAUUGAUCCAUUCUUGCGUAAGGACUAUGUCUAAUGGAAACUAGAUUUUAAAUCUGCCAAAAAAUAUCCGGGCAAUUGAUCAUAUUAGCGAAUCCGUAAAAUAUCAGAAUGGGUAAAGCCUGGUUAAGUUUUGAAUAACCGAUAUCCUCAACAUAACGUAAACAUGUGUUCUUUAAAAAACCCGAAACCAAACUUUAGCCAAAGGGAAACAACUCCUGCAAAAAUAAGCAUUAUCUUUGUACGUUAGUCAAUAUUUCAACUGCAUAACCAAAUAGUGAUAACAGUAACGAAUUAAAAGUCACGAAAUUUACUUUUGUUUGAUCAUGGUACUGACAGUGUUCUGUUGUCCUUACGAAGUGACGUCAUUUUGAUUCCAUUUUGUGUUGAUACUUAAUACGGUUUGUCUUUCUAUCUAAAUAUAAAAUCUUUGUAUAGAUUACUACCAGGAAAUACAAAUGUUCGAAUAUUUACUUUUUCGUGACAGGUAUAGUGUAUUGUUUGUUGCUAAAAACACGAUUUGUUUCACAAAUUCAGUGUUUCGUUGCCUUUUAUCCUCUUUGAGAGUCUUUUUUAAAUUAUAACGCUCGUUUACACAUUUUCAUCAUUUGACCCUGCAAUUUUAAAAUACACAGGGCAUUUCAGAUACAAGCAAUCAACGGUCGUCUUUCCUCUAGAUAUUUUGCGGAUUCCAUUCCCUACGCUCUCACGAUUCCCUUUGAGUAUCCAUAUUUUCUUCGUUUUUUUCUUACUGUCUAAACAUGUAUCGUUCUUUGUCGCAAUAAUGAAUUAAUGCUUGUGUCUCCGUGUAAUGAAUAACAGAUGUGAGCGAUUUCUACCAUGAUCUGUGUUUCACCACCAACGACCCAAGUAAUGACCAGCAGUGGAACUUAUGUUUACCACGUGUAUGUGUUUUCACACACCUAGCCCGCGUAAUAAACAAAAUGAGCAUGAUGUCCCCUAAUGUGUUUCACCACCCACAAUUCGUGUAGUAAAUAGCGGUUGGAGUGUGUUUACCAUUUUUAUGUGUUUUAUCACUCCUUUACCGUGCUAAAAACAAGUGGGAGGGAUGUUACGUAGUGUGUAUUUCACUACUCCUAACCAAUGGUAUAGGGCUCGUACAACUAAAUAGUUUACACUAUAAGUUAUAGCUAGUUUUUGAGCUAAAAGUAUUAAUAAUUUAACACUUGUAGUGGGGGUGAUGUCUACCAUAACGUGCAUGUGUUUCACCACUGCGAACCCGUUUAAUAAACAUCAAUAGGAGUGAUGUCUACCAUAGCGUGUUUGUUUUUCACCAACCCCAAUCUGUGUUGUAAACAGCAGUGAGAGUGAUGUCUACCAUAACAUGUAUGUGUCUCACCAACCCCAAUCUGUGUUAUAAACAGCAGUGAGAGAG
Messenger RNA from Mizuhopecten yessoensis (Yesso scallop), 3121 nucleotides. Its product is annotated as sodium-dependent glucose transporter 1B-like. The transcript is spliced from 3 exons. The record is from RefSeq and is a predicted model, not a curated record. NCBI's taxonomy places the organism in Eukaryota, Metazoa, Mollusca, Bivalvia, Pectinida, Pectinidae. Gene Ontology annotation, biological process: transmembrane transport. The coding region runs from base 1 to 1431 and encodes 476 amino acids.